AUGCUCAACAUCACCAGACUGCGCAACCUUCCGGAAGACCUCUUCGAGGUCGACCGGCGUCAAAAGAAUGGUUCCAAUCAAAGUGGCAAAGGUUGGCCUCAACAUAAGGAGCUGAUCUUCGACUUCACGUCACUAGUGCGAGCAUACAAUCAGAACAAAUUUGAGCACUUAACAGAUACCUUUAACAACAACAGGAUUCUCAUUUCUGAGCUCGUCUUACAUCAGUUGGAUGAAAAAAACAAGGUUGUGCGAUCUACAGAUGCUGCGAAUGCCCAAGAGGAUGACUUCCAUCCCGUUCGGCUGCGUGAUUUAAUAAAUUUUCUCGUUACCAAUAUGACCGAAAGUUGGCUUGAGUUCCAGAGGAAGGGCACUCAGGAGGACAAACAGUUUACUCAACUCCGUUGCUUGAAUGAAAAUGUCGAAACCCCACUGCGGCUGAUAAGUUAUGCGCUUUAUAAAAAGAGGCAAGGAAAGGAUGUUUUACUCGUUACUUCCGACUCAGGGCUCAAAUGUGAGGCGGGGCUGAACUCCAUUGAUAGCCAAAGUAUUGAAAACAUUGGGUAG
Trypanosoma brucei brucei TREU927 is the source of this 564-nucleotide messenger RNA. RefSeq lists its product as hypothetical. Bases 1 to 564 code for a protein of 187 amino acids. NCBI's taxonomy places the organism in Eukaryota, Euglenozoa, Kinetoplastea, Trypanosomatida, Trypanosomatidae. The record is from RefSeq and is a predicted model, not a curated record. The transcript has a single exon.